This is a messenger RNA of Dentiscutata erythropus, 221 nucleotides long. The record is from the annotation of a GenBank genome assembly. NCBI's taxonomy places the organism in Eukaryota, Fungi, Glomeromycota, Glomeromycetes, Diversisporales, Gigasporaceae.
AAUAUGUUGAAAUGUAUGAACUUAACCAUGGUUACCAGAAGGGAACUAACAUUAAAAAGAAAGAACAUAAGGCAUUCACUCAACAAAGAACAGCAGAGAUGAAUUAUACUGAACUUGAAUGCAAGAAUAGAACGGUAAAAGAUGAUAGUUAUCUGGAUUGGUCAGAAGAAUUUGUAUAUAAUAAUGAUGAGGAUGGAACCAAUGACCUUGGGCAACAUUAA